Molecule: messenger RNA, 1692 nt
Organism: Stereum hirsutum FP-91666 SS1
Lineage: Eukaryota; Fungi; Basidiomycota; Agaricomycetes; Russulales; Stereaceae
Exons: 1
Coding region: 1-1692 (563 amino acids)
Molecular function (GO): protein binding
Source: RefSeq, a predicted model, not a curated record
AUGACUCUAGACCUGCAAGGGCUUGCGGCCCAGCGCGAAGCCCUAGACGCUCACCUUCGCCUCUUGGCAUGCGAAAAACGCUCACUCUCUGAACGCUAUAACAGCUUACUAGCUGUUAACUUCCUUCCUGUGGAAAUGCUGUCAAGGAUUUUCUCUGCUUUUGCCAAGGACUCAUCCACCAAUUCCUCACUACUACGCGACGUUAUCAGGCUCUCACACGUCUGUCGUCAUUGGCGGCAAAUCGUGCUGAACAUGCCUGUACUCUGGGCAAGCUUCGAUAUCGACGGGGUUGGGAAGCACGAAGUCCGUCAUGUAAUUUCCGAGCUUCUUCAGCGUUCGCAACGCGCUCCCAUCCGGCUCAGCAUUGACGUCUCGAGUUGGAUGGAAGCCUCACCCCGUCGCGCCGUCAAGGCCGCAUUCCAAAUUCUGCACCAUCUAACACACAUUCGAAAGCUCUCUAUCGUUGCUGGUGAACAUGACACUACCGAGUGGUUCGAAUACCUCAGAACGACACCCGCGCCAAUGUUGGAGAAGCUCAAGGUCUGGUGCUGCGAGACCGCGCCGUUCCAUAUCCCUGACACAAUGUUCAACGGCGCCGCGCCCCAACUUCGCCGUCUUACCCUCUGCAUGUGUCGCAUAUCACCUGCCAACGCUCUUCUCGCCGAAAUCACACAACUCAAGCUGAAGCAUUGCCUUGGGGAACUUCACUACAAGGAGAUGCUUCCUGUCCUUGCCAACAUUCCACGACUGGAGAACCUCCUCAUCGAGGAGGAAGAAUCAGAAUUUAUGCCUAAUGAUCUUGAUCUGGCCGGGCGAGCGCGUAUUUCUCUUCCACGCCUCAGAAAGUUAGAGCUAAGUGGCCCUGUCCCGUUCAUGGCCGCGCUCUCCAACCACCUAUUGCUUCCAUCGUCCGCUUCCAUCAUCAUUAGAAACGAAAUGGAUCCAUUCCAUGACGACAAUGUGUUCCUCGAGCACCUCGUUCAGACCGGCAUCAUCCAAGAACAAGAUCCCCUGCGUGCACUCUAUGUCUGCGGUAACAUAUCCGCCAGCACUUUUCUUAUUCAAGGAUCCCGGACAGGUCCCUAUGCUCCCACUCUAAAUGCCAUCUCUUCCGACCUUCAUAUGCGAUUUGAAGAUCUGGGUCAUUUUGACCGUUCCUAUAUCCUGACCACGUACCUCUCGGCCGCGAAUCUGGAUCGCUUGGAGGAAUUGGAAUUGUGCGACCUACUUCCCGAUGUGCCAUGGAGGGCGGUAUUUGCGCGCAUGCCGAACGUACAGAAACUUACUCUCGGCGAAUAUGCCAACACAUGCAACAUUAUCGAAGCACUGAUGCCACCAUCCAAUCGCAAUGAGAUAGACAUGUCGUCGACGGGCGCCGCGAGCAAUACGGGCACCAAUGUUCCCCUCCCCAAGCUGUCCUGGAUCGGUAUCAUGGGCAGUUGGGUGGAUCUACUCGACAAUGCGGAGGAGGAGUUGGGGGAGUUCUUGGAAAGGUUGGAAACAUGUUUGGGGGCGCGUCGCCGGUUGAGGGCCGCCUCAAACCCGGUGGCCACUUCAUUUUCAUUCAUUCUGCCUGAUGACGUCGAUCUUAAUAUAGUUCAGGUGUUGACGCGGUAUAGGGAUCAGAGCGAGACGUGGGUGGGUCGAGAUGUUGCGGACGGCGAAGUCGAUGAGAGUGUGUCAGCGGUUUGA